Molecule: messenger RNA, 837 nt
Organism: Cylicocyclus nassatus
Lineage: Eukaryota; Metazoa; Nematoda; Chromadorea; Rhabditida; Strongylidae
Source: the annotation of a GenBank genome assembly
AUGACAGAAAUAUGGAUGAUAAUGCUUGCAAAACUCUUCUUGAAUAAUAUGAUUUGUGUGUUCACUACCAUCGAGAGAGCAUCUGCUCACUUGAAAGGAGGCGCUAAAAAGGUAGUCAUCUCAGCACCAUCUGCAGAUGCAUCGAUGUUUGUAAUGGGUGUGAACCACGAAAAGUACGAUGCUGCUAAAAAGCACAUUAUCAGUAAUGCUUCUUGCACCACAAACUGUCUUGCUCCACUUAAUAAGGUUAUCAAUGACAACUUCACAAUCAUCGAAGGACUUAUGACUACCGUCCACGCCACAACGGCGACGCAGAAAACAGUUGAUGGCCCAUCAGGAAAGCACUAUCGUGAUGGACGUGGUGCAGGCCAGAACAUCAUCCCUGCUUCGACUGGUGCUGCCAAGGCUGUCGGCAAGGUCAUCCCAGCUCUAAAUGGAAAACUCACUGGAAUGGCCUUCCGUGUGCCAACCCCUGAUGUCUCGGUAGUCGAUCUCACUUGCCGUCUGCAGAAAGCGGCUUCCAUGGAUGACAUCAAAAAGGUCGUCAAGGCAGCCUCUGAGGGUCCAAUGAAGGGUAUUUUGGGAUACACAGAGGAUCAGGUCGUGUCGACUGAUUUCGUCGUACGCAGCGUACGCCGCGUACUCUCCUAUGAUAAAAUAUACCGAGCGUACGCUGCGUACGUCACGUACGCCCGUACGCCGCGCACUCUGGCUCAACCCGGAGCUUGCAUUUCUCUCAACCCCAAUUUUGUCAAGCUUAUCUCAUGGUAUGACAACGAGUUUGGUUAUUCAUGCCGCGUUGUGGACCUCAUUGCGUUUAUUGCCUCGAAGGGCUAA